Molecule: messenger RNA, 807 nt
Organism: Tarenaya hassleriana
Lineage: Eukaryota; Viridiplantae; Streptophyta; Magnoliopsida; Brassicales; Cleomaceae
Product: probable WRKY transcription factor 51
Exons: 3
Coding region: 95-646 (183 amino acids)
Biological process (GO): regulation of DNA-templated transcription
Molecular function (GO): DNA-binding transcription factor activity; sequence-specific DNA binding
Source: RefSeq, a predicted model, not a curated record
AGUCUGUGUAUAUAAACAAUAGAGCCUUUAUCUCCCUUUCUUCCCCUCUCCACUCCCCAAAUCCCUCUCAAUAAAACUCCUUUUUCGGGCGUAAAUGGAGGGUCCUCAAAACCCUAACCCUAAUUUAAUGGAUCAGAACUUCGAUCCGUUGAUGGAUAAUUUCGAUUUUUCUUACUUGAUGUUCGAUGACUGCGGAUUGAUGGACGAGAAGAGUUCGUCUCCGACAAGUAUGGUGUCGUCGGAGACAUUUGCCGGCGAGACCGGCGGAUCCGGCGGCGCAACAUCGAGUAAAAAGAAAGCCACGAAGUGUAAAGAAGGUGAGACGACGAGUAAAAAGGAGGCGGUCCAUAGAGUUGCAUUCAGGACGAGAUCCAAGAUUGAUGUGAUGGACGAUGGAUACAAAUGGAGGAAAUACGGCAAGAAAUCGGUCAAAAACAACUCUAACAAGAGGAAUUACUACAAGUGUUCGAGUGGAGGUUGUCCGGUGAAGAAGAGGAUAGAAAGGGACAACGAAGACUCGGAUGUUGUAAUAACCACAUAUGAAGGAGUGCACAAUCACGAGAGCACUUGCAAUGUCUAUUUCACCGAUAUCAACGAUGACUGGACCCAAAGGGCUGCUUCCAUUUCAUGGAACUCACCUCCUUAAAAAUAAAAUAAAAUAAAAACACCAUUAACAAUGUACGGCUGCUUUUUGUAUAAUAUUUUUAUUCCGAAACAAAAAAAAAAACUCUCAAUGAUAGUUGCCCAUAUCGAAUGUUUUGGUCAUCGGCAUUUUUAAAUGUUCAUAAUUAACUUAUUUAUUGUCUA